Nannospalax galili (Upper Galilee mountains blind mole rat) is the source of this 2802-nucleotide messenger RNA. RefSeq names its product actin related protein 1A (gene Actr1a). The record is from RefSeq and is a predicted model, not a curated record. The coding region runs from base 105 to 1235 and encodes 376 amino acids. Lineage: Eukaryota; Metazoa; Chordata; Mammalia; Rodentia; Spalacidae. The transcript has 11 exons.
CCCCGGACACUCAGUGCCGGCGACUAGACUGCGCAUGCGUGUCAGUGGCUUUAGCAGCGGACCCGGCUGGCAGUUCCUUCCUUGGAAGGAGAGAGUCUUCUGCCAUGGAGUCCUACGAUGUGAUCGCCAACCAGCCUGUCGUGAUCGACAAUGGAUCCGGUGUGAUUAAAGCUGGUUUUGCUGGUGAUCAGAUCCCCAAAUACUGCUUUCCAAACUAUGUGGGCAGACCCAAACAUGUUCGUGUAAUGGCAGGAGCCCUUGAGGGUGACAUCUUCAUUGGCCCCAAAGCUGAGGAGCACCGAGGGUUGCUGUCCAUCCGCUAUCCCAUGGAGCAUGGCAUCGUCAAGGACUGGAAUGACAUGGAGCGCAUCUGGCAAUAUGUCUAUUCUAAGGACCAACUGCAGACUUUCUCAGAGGAGCAUCCUGUGCUCUUGACUGAAGCACCUUUAAACCCUCGGAAAAACAGGGAGAGAGCUGCGGAAGUUUUCUUCGAGACCUUCAACGUACCAGCUCUUUUCAUCUCCAUGCAAGCUGUGCUUAGCCUUUAUGCCACAGGCAGAACCACAGGUGUGGUGCUGGAUUCUGGGGAUGGUGUCACCCAUGCAGUGCCCAUUUACGAAGGCUUCGCCAUGCCUCACUCUAUCAUGCGCAUCGAUAUCGCUGGCCGAGAUGUCUCACGAUUCCUGCGCCUCUACCUACGUAAGGAGGGCUAUGAUUUCCACUCAUCCUCCGAGUUUGAGAUUGUCAAGGCUAUAAAGGAAAGAGCCUGCUACCUAUCCAUAAACCCCCAGAAGGAUGAGACACUAGAGACGGAGAAGGCUCAGUACUAUUUGCCUGAUGGCAGCACCAUUGAGAUCGGCCCUUCCCGAUUCCGGGCCCCUGAGCUGCUGUUUAGGCCGGACUUAAUUGGUGAAGAGAGUGAGGGUAUCCACGAGGUCCUGGUAUUUGCUAUCCAGAAGUCUGACAUGGACUUACGGCGCACACUUUUUUCCAACAUUGUCCUCUCAGGAGGCUCUACCCUAUUCAAAGGUUUUGGUGACAGGCUACUAAGUGAGGUGAAGAAACUGGCUCCAAAAGACGUGAAGAUCAGGAUAUCUGCACCCCAGGAGAGACUGUAUUCCACAUGGAUUGGAGGCUCCAUCCUUGCUUCCCUGGAUACCUUUAAGAAGAUGUGGGUCUCCAAGAAGGAAUAUGAAGAAGAUGGUGCCCGAUCCAUCCAUAGGAAAACCUUCUAAUGUUGAGACAUCAUCUUCACCUCUCUCUGAAGUUAACUCCACUUUAAAACUCGCUUUCUUGAGUCGGAGUGUUUGCAGGGAACUGCCUGUAUGUGUGAGUGAGUGUGUGUGCAUACUGAGUGCCAUGUGGCCCAGGAAUCCCAGGCUCAGAAAGGACAUUGAACUACCCACGAUGGUGAUGGCCUGAGGCCUGGGGUUGACUACUAACUGGCCCCUGACAGGAAGAGCUCUGGCAGAGGCCCACUCCUUCCUCAGCUGGGCCUUUGGCUGGCUGUUUGGAACUACAGUUACCACCACAGGGAGACCUUGCUGACCCCAACCCAACCUACCCAGUACCCUGAGGUCGGGGCGCUGCUGCCUCCCCUUGCUCACCAUUCUGCUUUCCAUGCCUCUGGACUGAGGGGCUGGGGCUGGGGUUAAGUUCUGUCUGGUUUUAUUUCAGUUUGGGUUUGGGAGACUAGGAAAGCACUCCAGCAGUGGCUAUAGACUGGGGUCAGGAGAGAGCAGGGUACACUCAUGUCUACCUAGGGACCAGGACCACACUGGGCAUUUGAGGAGGACAGAAAAUAGCUGCAGGGUUAAUUUUACAAGCCCCAGCCACAUCCAGGGGGUCUUGAGAGACUUUAAGGACCUGUUGGCUCCAGGUCCUGUUAUUUGCUUCUCAUCCAACCUUGUUUCAAUGCCAUCUUAACAGUUUUAUUUAUUGAAGUGUUUGUUCAAUAAAGGGACUGCAGAGCAAGGGUUCACUGCCUCCUGCCCACCAGUCACCUUGCUUACACUAAUGUUUACAGCACUAGGCUUAGCAUAGCAUUCAGGGCCCUGUCACUCCUUGCUGGUGGUGGUGAACUGACAGUAUUCAUAGGCCUCAGGGUCUUGCAGGAUUGGAGGCUACACACAAGGGCACCCCAGCUAGCCUCUUCCUUAACCCCACCUCCAUUUGCUCACUGCCCUGGAACCAACAGGCUAAUUGUUGGUUGGAUUUUUUAAAAAACAAGAAAUAGCAUCAUUUUUGACUGCAGAGGCUCCUUGCAAGGGAGGGGUGUUGGAGUCCCCGUAGAACUGAAGUAAGCUACAGUUAACCAAGUUGCCUUUUGCUACUCUAGCUGACCGGGGGACUAAGUUGAAGUGGCAGGAAGGCCUCUUCUGGAUUGAUCAUGUGCCACUUCUGACUUUGAACCUAUUUGGGAAUGGAGGGAAAGAGCCAGACCAAAGUGCCAAGAGCUAAUGGGCUCAGGCCUGGCUCCUAGCAAUGGUCCAAGGGCCUUUGGCCUAGGUGGUACAAAGUUGGGGUGAGCCUGUCUUCACUGGCAUCCUCACCUGUGAUACCAAGUCCCAGAUUCCAGACAGUAUUCUUUCCCCAUACCAUCCUAUGACCAAAGGCCCCUGCCAGAUGUUAAGCUGAAGCUGGUGUGUGUGAAAACAGUGUGGCGACCCUUGGACUACAGUGCGCUUAACCAGCUCACCUUCCUUCUCUUAGCCCAAGCUGUCCCUUGCACAGCCUCGCACAAGCCACGUUGCCUGGUGGGGCCCAGUGUACUUAAAUAAAGUUGUUCCAAUAGACACAUCA